Messenger RNA from Lethenteron reissneri (Far Eastern brook lamprey), 2622 nucleotides. RefSeq names its product galactosylgalactosylxylosylprotein 3-beta-glucuronosyltransferase 2-like. NCBI's taxonomy places the organism in Eukaryota, Metazoa, Chordata, Hyperoartia, Petromyzontiformes, Petromyzontidae. Gene Ontology annotation, cellular component: Golgi membrane. Gene Ontology annotation, biological process: carbohydrate metabolic process; chondroitin sulfate proteoglycan biosynthetic process. The record is from RefSeq and is a predicted model, not a curated record. Gene Ontology annotation, molecular function: galactosylgalactosylxylosylprotein 3-beta-glucuronosyltransferase activity.
GUUCACGCACCCCGCGAGCUCGUACGAGCGGCGCUCCUCCCCUCCCCCACAACGCACGCACGGUGGAAGAGACGCGCGGAGAUCUACGGCACCGAGUCGAUCAGCGGGCGCAGUUUUUGUGUGUGUGGUUUGUUCGGCUGUUUUGUUAUAUUUUUUUUUGUUGAAGUGGGGUUGGGGAUGCCAGCCUCUACCAGCGACAGAGGCACGUUUCAAGAGGAGAUCAGCUUUUCGGUGGCUAUUUGGGCUCUUGCUGCUACGGCUGCUGCUGCUGUUGCUGCACAUCACAUCAACAGUGCGACGGAACAAAUCCAACAUCAGCCGUGCGUGUGCACAGCUCUUCGGGAUACGCGGCUGAACUGAGCGGUCGGAGGGAAAUUGGGGGACGAGGCGUGGAGAAAAAUUUUUUUGGGAGGGGGGGGGGAUACCUUGUGGUUUUGUUUGCGCGGUUGUGUCUGUGUGUGCGUGUGUAUAUAUGUACACACGCACACACACACACACAAACAAGACGAUACUCUCGAGAAGACACCAUCAGCCAGAAGCAGAGCUCCGUCUCCCAACAACCGCCGUGGAAGAAGAGCAUGAAGGAGGCGCCUUUUACGCAUGAGCGUCGCCACGCGCCUACGAUGAGCAGCAGCGCGCACCGCCGCCAGCCGCCGCGCACCCAGCCGCCGUCGGGACGAUGAAAUCGUACGUCUACAGCCGCCUGCUGGUGGUCUUCCCCUGGGUCCUGGUCGUGAUCCUGGUCAGCGACUUGGACUUGAGCAAGAGCCGGCUGCGCCACGGCUACUUCCACCACGCGCGGGGCCCCCCGAGGAACGAGUGUUGCAACGCCAGCAGCAGCAGCAGCAGACCGCUCGUCCCCGUGGUGUACUGCAUCACCCCCACGUACAGCCGCGCCGUGCAGAAGGCCGAGCUCACGCGGCUGGCCAACACGUUCCGCCAGGUGCCGCGCUUCCACUGGCUCGUGGUGGAGGACUCUGGCCAGAAGACGGCCCUCGUGGGCGCCCUGCUGGCCGGCUGCGGCGUGGCGCACACGCACCUCAACGUGGCCACGCCGAGGAGGUUCAAGCGAGCGGGGCAGCCCAGGGCCACGGAGCAGCGCAACGAGGGCCUCAAGUGGCUGCGGAGGAACAGAGCCGCGUCCCGCGACCGGGGGGUCGUGUUCUUCGCGGACGACGACAACACCUACAGCCUGGAGCUCUUCCACGAGAUUCGCAGCGUCCACCAGGUGGGCGUGUGGCCAGUGGGGCUCGUGGGCGGACGACGCUACGAGCGGCCCCUGGUGGAGAGAGGCCGCGUCGUGGGGUGGUACACGGGCUGGCGGCCCGACCGGCCCUUCGCCACCGAUAUGGCAGGAUUUGCAGUCAAUCUGGAGGUCCUUCUCUUAAACCCGAAAGCCGUGUUCAAGAGGAGAGGCUCGCAGCCCGGCAUGCAGGAGUCCGACUUCCUCAAGCAGAUCACCACCAUGGAGGAGCUGGAGCCCAAGGCAGAUAACUGCACCAAGGUUCUCGUGUGGCACACGCGGACAGAGAAGGCAAACCUUAUCAAUGAAUCGCGAGAUAAACAGGAAAAGAUUUAUAUCGAGGUGUGACGGAGGGCACCUCAGGCGAGCUGCCAACUCUUCCCCUUUGCCUUAUGGACGACGUUUCACUUUUAAGAAGAAAAAUAAUGCUUAUUGCACUGCUGGGACGACAUAAUAAAGCUGAAGCGCAAUUCCCCCAAUUCCCAAAACAACUGGAAUGCCAACCCACUUGCCACACUUUCCCUCUCCCCACCUCGUAUUGUUUCAAGCCCCUUCCCAGUUUUGUUUUGAGAAAUCGCCGGGACUAUUGUGAAAGCGACGCUUGACGACUUCAUGCUGAAACACUGAAUGGAAGAAAGAAAAAUGAAAGAGGCAACAAAUGCAAAGUAAACCUCACAAGGGAUAAAUGGAUCACCUUUUCCCCUUCUCAAUUCCCUUCAGGGCUAUGUUAGAAUGUGCACAAUUCAGCCUAAUUAAAAUACGUUUGGAGUCCCAUUAUUCUCUACAUAUUAAUGAAAUCUGUCACUGGAGGAUGAAAUACGAGUGUCAUUGAUUGUCAUUACAUAAUUGUACAUACCGUAUGUUGGUUCCUAUGUGGCACAGUUUAGAGAGUUAAUAUUGCAUGUAAGAUGGAAAAUGAUCCUAUUUAUAUGUAAAUUUUGCACAGUUUACAUUAGAACCCACGGCUAAAGGAAGUCUUUUGAUACAACUGGUAGUCUGUGAUAAUGGAUUGUUGUCAUAUAUUGGCUUUCUGCUUCCUUUCCAGCUUUGAAUUUUUUUAAAUACAUUACACAAAUUGUAAUUGCAAAUGAUUUUUAUGGAAAGUUACAGGGUUGAGAAAGGAACGUGUGAAAUGCAUCUUCUGUGGCUUAUAAACGUGUUUCGAAUAGCUAAUCUUACAAAGUCUUGUGAUCUGCUCAUGCAGCGGGGGGUGGAAAACAAAAAAAACGGCACGGGAAGAAUGAAUGAAUGACUGGAGACCUUGUCAGCUCAACGUCACGCUCAGCGCACCCACCACAGCAAUGCAUCAUUGCUACGAUCCUUUUAAAUAAAGACCACUGCUGAGACUACGAUGGCGGACGCACAGCAGAACAAAUGUC